UUCAAUGGCAGAAGAAAUUAGGCGUAAAAUUACUCAACGAAUAGGAAAUGAUAAAUAUGCUUUGACAUCUGAUGGCUGGUCACAGGUAACAAAGUCACCAGCACUUCUCAGUACAUCACUUAAAUUCAUCUUUCGAAAGAGAUGAUUUCGUGUUUGAUGUUGUGCCUAUGGAUAGU
Molecule: messenger RNA, 176 nt
Organism: Meloidogyne enterolobii
Lineage: Eukaryota; Metazoa; Nematoda; Chromadorea; Rhabditida; Meloidogynidae
Source: the annotation of a GenBank genome assembly